Molecule: messenger RNA, 561 nt
Organism: Lachancea lanzarotensis
Lineage: Eukaryota; Fungi; Ascomycota; Saccharomycetes; Saccharomycetales; Saccharomycetaceae
Gene: MCM16
Product: LALA0S02e10836g1_1
Exons: 1
Coding region: 1-561 (186 amino acids)
Source: RefSeq, a predicted model, not a curated record
AUGGAGUCAACGAUACAAGAGCUAGAGGAUCAUCAUGUUCAGGUAUAUCGGGAGCUUCUUGAGGUGCUGGAUGAAUUGUAUCUUGUGAGAAAAGGGCUGAUAGCUAGAGACAAAUCGGCAAUGGAAAUAAGACGACAGUUACAAUGCUCGAUGGCUAUGACGAGUCCAAUGGCUAAAGCUAUGACAAACGAUGGUAAACUUAGCUCUAGACUUUUUGAUUUGAUGAGACAGAAUUACGAUGAAGACGGCUACGUUGUACGCCACCAAGAUGAGAAACUAAGAUUGGUUUCGCGCUUAACAGAGGAACGGGAGAAGUACGGAAAGCUACUUGACAGAAUCAAACCAGUGGCUAACGAAGUCAGAAGCUGGACAAAAGACGAAGAAAUUGUUGGGAUUCCGGAAAAAACACAGGACUCUGGGUUAGGUAGUAAGGAAAAGUUUUUGGAGGAAGAAAAUGAAGUGCUGAGAGAGUUGCUGGUCGCGAUAAUUGUCCAAAGUGGGUAUCAGGGCACUAACGAAACUGUUGACGAGUGGCUGGAGUUCUUGGGUGAAAGCGGAUGA